Messenger RNA from Pleurotus ostreatus (oyster mushroom), 3078 nucleotides. RefSeq lists its product as uncharacterized. Gene Ontology annotation, molecular function: small GTPase binding. The record is from RefSeq and is a predicted model, not a curated record. Gene Ontology annotation, cellular component: nuclear envelope; cytosol. Gene Ontology annotation, biological process: protein import into nucleus. NCBI's taxonomy places the organism in Eukaryota, Fungi, Basidiomycota, Agaricomycetes, Agaricales, Pleurotaceae. The transcript is spliced from 17 exons. The coding region runs from base 1 to 3078 and encodes 1025 amino acids.
AUGACGGCCCCAGAAAUCAUUGCCGAAAGUCUGAGGGCGACGCUGAGCACUGAUGCAAAUACGAGAAUGUCUGCCGAGCUCAAGCUCGCUCAAGAUCUCACACAGCCAGAGUCGGCUCUGGCCUUGUCACAGAUCGUACUUGGCCAGGAUGUAGAUCUCUCUCUCCGUCAGAUAAGUCAUUUCGUCCUCCUCAAGAGGUAUGUUACCGAACGAUGGUCACCGUAUUUUGGAACAUUCAAGGGUUCUGCUCCUCCAGUGGAGAUCAAGGCGCAGCUACGACAAGCUAUCUUCCAAGGCCUUUCUGACCCAAGUCGAAAGAUUCGGUCCCUUUGCGCGGUCACUCUAUCCCUCAUCGCUCAUUGCGACUGGCCUGACGAAUACCCUGAUCUCCUCGACAACAUUUUGACUCUGUUAUCGUCCGGAGCGACUGACGCGAUUCAUGGUGCCAUGCAGGUUUUCACUGAAUUCAUCAAGUCAGACUUGACCGAAGACCAAAUCCUUCCCAUAUUGCGCCAACUUCUCCCUGUCUUGCUUUCUAUCCUGGGCUCGACAGAGAGCCAUACCCCGCUAACUCGUUCACGGACAGUGUCUGUAUUUCGGCAAUGUACAUCCGCGCUAUUCAUGGUCAAGGACCAGCACCCACAAGCUGUUAAAGAAGCCACCGCAUCCGUUCUCCCCGUAUGGCUCGAGGCGUUCAAGGUCCUUCUCUCUAUCGAUCCUGCACAAGAUCUCUCAUCACCCACCUGGGACGGCCUUUCCGUACGCAUCCAAGUCUAUAGAACUCUGGACAUCCUCCACACCUCAUUCCCCAAAGUGCUGACUCCCUAUUUACCCGACCUGCUCAGUAUUUCGGUCGACCAUCUUCAUAAGCUAUCAGCCCCCUUUACACAAUAUUAUCUAUCCUCGGACGCUGACCCGGUGCCGGGGACAUCCGAAGACGAAUCCAUUGACUUAUCGCAGUUAAUAUGUCCGAUCCUGGAUUUCGUAGGUGCCGUCACGAGGGGCGGCAAAGCGAGAAAAUGGUUCGACGAGACCAAUACGACUAUGUUGGUUUCUGCGGUGUUCACCAUAACACAGAUGACGACAGAAGAGGAAGAUACGUGGGCUUCGAACGCGAAUGCAUUCGUUGCGCAAGAAGAUGACGAAACAGCAUACAGCGUUCGUGUAGCAGGCUUUGAUCUGCUGGGUUCUUUGAUCGACAACGACCCAGCGCGGACCGUCAAGGUUUUCCAGGCUGUGAUGCAGGAAGUUGUCCGAGCAUCUACUCAAUCCAGGGAAUCCGGGAAUCAAGAUUGGUGGCGUUUUCUGGAAGCUGCUUUGGCUGCUUUCGGUUCUCAAGCGGAGUCCAUUUUGGAUUGCAUUGAAGACGAACAAGACUCUGGAAGAGAGAAGCCAGUGGAUAUCGAAGCCCUGCUUGUCAAUGUUAUCCCAUCCGUGCUUCAACUCGCAGAAUACCCUUUCUUGCAAGGCCGAGCGUUCGUCUUCGCCAGUCAAUAUGCGAAGUUGCUUCCUUUGCAGUUGGCCGGGCAAUACCUCGAGGCUGCAAUCCACGUCAUUGAAGCUUCCGAACCUGGAAUCCCCGUGAAGAUUUCUGCGGUGAAGGCCAUUCAUAAUUUCUGCCAAGGAGGAGAAGAAUCCGCUAUUGAGCCAUUUGUCGUGAGAAUAGCGAAGGAUCUGGGGCCCUUCUUGAUGAUGACUUCCGAAGAUACCUUAACCUUAGUAUUAGAAACCUUGUCGGUGAUACUGCAAGUCGCAAAGGGUAGUUGGGUGACACCAGAGCUUGCUGAUAGCAUCGUAAUUGCUAUGAUUGAGGUAUGGUCGAAGAACAACAAAGAUCCUAUAUUCGUAUCCAUGUUCACCGACAUCAUGGAGCACCUUGCAUCCUCCACCGUCCCCGAAGUCUAUCCGACCGUCGUCAAGCAGGCGCUUCCUACGCUUUGCAGUGCAAUUGCUACAGCAAAGCCCGAGGAAUCUUGGGUAGCAAGCUCUGCGAUCGAGCUUGUUAGCAGUCUUGUCGAGGGGUCCCCGCAGAGUGGACUCGGCGAAGGAUUCUUCGCACUACUGGCGCCUUCGUUAUUCAGUUGUCUCGUGGAAGCCGAAGACAGAGAUGUUCUACAGGUGCAUUGCAACCAGCUCCUCACUUGGAGCGAUGGAAGUGGUCGCCAAGGCUUGGAACAUGUUCUCGUCGUCGUUGCCAAAUUGCUACAAAAUGAAGAUGAAUCAGGGGGCCUAGUUAUUGGUGACCUUAUCAUCCACCUUCUUCGAAAUACUGGCGACGCUAUACUCCCUGUGUUACCCGAGCUAUUACAAGCUAUGCUGGCUCGAAUGACAAGCGCCAAAACGGCUACAUUCUUGCAGUCGCUUGUGGUACCAUUUACGUAUCUCAUCUACAAACAACGGGAUACGGUCCUAUCGUUGUUGGAAUCGACAAAUAUCAACGGACGGUCAGGCUUGGACAUCUUCAUACAGACUUGGUGUGAAAACGCCGAAACAUUCCAGGGCUUCUGGCCAUCCCGCCUCAGUACAAUCGCGUUAACACAACUAUUUGUGUCAGAACGACCUAGCCUGCAGAACCUCAUCGUCAAGGGCGAUAUCAUCAUCAAGCCAGAAACAAAAAAUGUCAUCAUGACGAGGUCUCGAACGAAGCAAAUCCCCCAAGAGUUUACUUCAGUACCUUUCCCUGUGAAGGCGUUGAAGAUCAUCUUACACGACGUCCAUUCUGGGGGAGAAGCCGCCACCUUCGCGCCCACCGACAAUGAAGCGUACGACGUUGAUUCUGACGAUGGAGAUGAGGGUUGGCAAGACGAAGGUGGACAAGGACCUCCAAGGGACGACGAGUUUGCUUUCCUGUCGGAAUUAAUCGGGCCAAAAGGCAUGGCAUUCGAUAACGACGAUGUCCUUGAUGACAGCGAUGACGAGGAUCUGAAGAACGACGAUAUUUCAACACUGGACUUGCAGGCGCACUUGAAGACAUUCUUCACCGAAUGUGCUGCGCGAAAUACUAGCAAUUUCUCGGCCAUGGUAGAUCAGAUGACCCCAGAGGAAAUAAGGGUGAUUCGGAGGCUCGUUGAACUUUGA